CAUACAUAACCCACAACUUUCAUGUAUUUACAUAUGUCAAGCCAAACCUUCAUAUUUACACGUAGCAAUGAUGACAAAAUAGACUUUGUAAUCCUCUCACCGGGCGGUAACCCCACUCUCCAACCAAUGAAUCAGCAGUAGAAAACGCCCUCCUUUAAUAACGCGACAACGACCCCUGUUCUCCCACUCCUCAAUCCGACGAAAUGGACCACAAUUCCCGGCCCCCCAAUUCUCCCACCUCAUGGCCUCUCUUCUCCUCCCCGCCCCCAGCCGGCGGCGACGAGUUCCACUCCUCCGACGAUCUCCGUCAAGCCCUCCUCCGCACCACACUCGAGCUCGAGUCCACCCGCUUCAUAGCCCAAGAAGAGCUCCGCCGUCUCGAGGCCUACGCCCUCCACCUCUCCCAUCUCCUCAACCUCGCUUCACGCGAACGAGACGAAGCUCGCCUCCACGCUCACUCCCUCCUCCUCCUCCUCGAUCACCGCCACCGCCCCGCGCCCGCCUCGUCUUCCUCGGAAGAGGAGAGCUCCCCUGCUGCAGCGGUGGCGGAGGAGGAGAUGGAAGCGGCGGCGAGGAAACGGGGAUUGCCGGAAAAGGGGCGACUUUUGGAGGCGGUGAUGACUGCGGGGCCCUUGCUUCAGACGCUGAUGCUCGCCGGACCGUUGCCAGAGUGGAGACAUCCGCCACCGGCGAUGCAGGGGUUUGAGAUUCCGCCGGUAGUUAUGAACGCGGGUGAUCCGAGGAGCAGGAGAGGGUCGCCGGAGCUGGAGUCGGAGAAUAAGGUGCAGUUUUUAGGCUGAAGAAUUUAGAUGGGGAUUAUUAGAAGAUGAGAUUAUGUCUAUGAUUGCUUCUUCUUCCUUCUCUUUAGAAUUUUGGAUAAUACUCUGGUUUGCAAAUAUGGAGAAAUCUCUAAAUUAUUUCGUAAA
Phalaenopsis equestris is the source of this 926-nucleotide messenger RNA. RefSeq lists its product as uncharacterized. The transcript has a single exon. Bases 204 to 800 code for a protein of 198 amino acids. The record is from RefSeq and is a predicted model, not a curated record. NCBI's taxonomy places the organism in Eukaryota, Viridiplantae, Streptophyta, Magnoliopsida, Asparagales, Orchidaceae.